Pteronotus mesoamericanus is the source of this 1509-nucleotide messenger RNA. RefSeq names its product blood vessel epicardial substance (gene POPDC1). The transcript has 8 exons. Bases 75 to 1157 code for a protein of 360 amino acids. Gene Ontology annotation, biological process: striated muscle cell differentiation; regulation of membrane potential; skeletal muscle tissue development. The record is from RefSeq and is a predicted model, not a curated record. Gene Ontology annotation, molecular function: cAMP binding. Gene Ontology annotation, cellular component: sarcolemma. NCBI's taxonomy places the organism in Eukaryota, Metazoa, Chordata, Mammalia, Chiroptera, Mormoopidae.
UCGUGGUCCGAGAGCUUCGGGUCAAGGAGAACAGCGGACACUGACUCUCCUUUAAGGAGACAGGAAUUUUCAAGAUGAAUUAUACUGAUUCCAGCCCAUUGGCAGAAUCUACUACAAUAGGUUUUACACCUGAGUUAGAGAGUAUUAUACCUGUGCCUUCAAAUGAGACCACUUGUGAAAACUGGAGAGAGAUACAUCAUCUGGUUUUUCAUGUAGCAAAUGUUUUUUUUGCAAUUGGGUUGAUUAUUCCAACUACUCUUCAGCUCCAUAUGAUACUUCUUAGGGGGAUGUUAGCUAUAGGAUGCUCCCUUUACAUCGUCUGGGCCACUCUCUACCGAUGUGCCUUGGAUGUCAUGAUCUGGAACUCUGUGUUCCUCAGUGUCAACAUUUUGCAUCUUUCAUAUCUUUUGUACAAGAAAAGACCGGUAAAGAUUGAAAAGGAACUCAAUGGCAUCUACCGACGAUUGUUUGAACCACUCCGUGUGCCUCCAGAUUUGUUCAGAAGAUUAACUGGACAGUUUUGUAUGAUCCAAACCUUGAAAAAGGGUCAAACUUAUGCUGUGGAGGAUAAAACCUCAGUUGAUGACCGCCUGAGUAUUCUCCUGAAGGGAAAAAUGAAGGUCUCCUAUAGAGGACAUUUUCUGCAUAACAUUUACCCCUGUGCCUUUAUAGAUUCUCCUGAAUUUAGAUCAACUCAGAUGCACAAAGGUGAGAAGUUCCAGGUCACCAUUGUUGCGGAUGAUAACUGCAGGUUUUUAUGCUGGUCAAGAGAAAGAUUAACUUACUUUCUGGAAUCUGAACCUUUCCUAUAUGAAAUAUUUAGGUAUCUUAUAGGAAAAGACAUUACAAAUAAGCUCUACUCAUUGAAUGAUCCCACCUUAAAUGAUAAAAAAGCCAAAAAGUUGGAACACCAGCUCAGCCUUUGCACGCAGAUCUCCAUGCUGGAAAUGAGGAACAGUAUAGCCAGCUCCAGUGACAGCGAGGACGGCUUACACCAGUUUCUUCGGGGCACCUCCAGCGUGUCCUCUCUUCAUGUGUCAUCCCCACACCAACGAGCCUCUGCCAAGAUGAAACCAAUAGAAGAAGGGGUGGAAGAUGAUGAUGAGGUCUUCGAACCCGUGUCUCCAAAGACAUAUAAAGUCCACCAGUUGCCUUGAUCGGAGAGAAGAGUCCAGUUACCAAGAUGAAAACUGUCUUGAAGAGAUCCUGAAAAAUACCAGCACUUUUUCACCGCUUUUAGAUUCUUCUUCUUUAGGCCAUCCAGAGGGGUACAGUCUGAAGGCAGAAAUGUGAGGGAGAGUCACAAACAGGAAGGGUAUUCUAGCUCUCUUUGUUUGGUCAGCUUUUUAAGGGGUCGUUUUCCUGAGCCUUCUGACUAAAACUGGUUCUAUUUUGAGAUAUGUAUUUUCACGGUAUUUUCUAGAUACACUACCAUUUUAACUUUAAAAAAAUCUUAGAGUUCUGUCAAAUGCCUUCUCACUUAUUUUUCCAAGUUGUGGUUCAUCUUCC